Bactrocera latifrons is the source of this 1791-nucleotide messenger RNA. RefSeq names its product papilin-like. Lineage: Eukaryota; Metazoa; Arthropoda; Insecta; Diptera; Tephritidae. The transcript is spliced from 3 exons. The annotation marks the transcript as partial. The record is from RefSeq and is a predicted model, not a curated record.
AUGACCUGCGCCGAACGAGCGAGACGGUUUCGGGAACGUCGCAAAGGUGUUGCCGCCGACCUCGCGAGUACCUCUACCACUGGAAUAACUAUACUUAUGGACGUAACGAAUGAACAAACGAUCGAUAUAUCUAUUGGAUCUGCCACAGAACUGAGAGAUGUCAAUAUCAGUAGAAGUGAAGCAGUGCAAAAUCAUUGGCGUUCAGCGGAUAAACUACUAAAAGAAGUGAAACAUCGCAACAUUUCUUUCCUUCAAACAAAAUUACCCGAUGAAAAUGUGAUGGAAUUUCGCUUAUGCAGUACACGUAGCAAAUCGAUAGAUGCUAAUAAAAUCCCAACGCUGUCGCGCUCAAACGGUUUUCGUUAUUCUCCAAAGCCGAGCGGACUGCCGCUGCUUGACCCGAUCAGCAUUCAAUUGAUUUCACCGCUGUUACCAUUUAUGCAAAUUCGUCGAUUACGCUACGAAGGUAACUAUGGUAUAGUCGGCCAGGUAAUCAAUGUACCUGUCGAUGUAGGCAGUGCAGUGCAUGAUUCAACUACACCUAAUCCAAGCACAGAAAGUGACAAUCUAACAUUCAUAACUACAGCGGAGCCACCCGUAACGCUUAUACCAACAACCACAAAAAAUCAACAACCGUCAUUAGCAACUGAUAAGAGCUCAACAGCUGACGAAACCUCCAGCGCUUCAGAUGGCCCAACAACCCUAUCAACUAAAAGCAGCCGAUCUUCCAGCACUUCAGAUGCUACAACAUCCCUAUCAACUGAAGGAAGCACAAUAGCUGACGGAUCUUCUAGCACUUCGGAUGUUACAACACCAUCAUCAUCAACAGUAGAGACCACAACAGACGACGAAGCUUCCAGAAGCACAACAGCUGACGGAUCUUCUAGAUCUUCAGAUGUUACAACACCGUCAUCAUCAACAGAAGAGAGCACAACGUCCGUAUCAACUGAAGGAAGCACAACAGCCGACGGAUCUUCCAGCACUUCGGAUGUUACAACACCAUCAUCAUCAACAGUCGACGACGCUUCCAGCACUUCCGAUGCUACAACAAACAUAUCAACUGAAGAGAGCACAACAGCUGACGGAUCUUCUAGCACUUCAGAUGUUACAACACCAUCAUCAUCGACUCAAGAGAGCACAACAGUCGACGAAGCGUCCAGCACUUCUUAUGCUACAACAUACCUGUCAACUGAAGGAAGCACAACAGUUGACGGAACUUCCAGCACUUCAGAUAUUACAACACCGCCAUCAUCAACUGAAGAGAGCACAACAGUCGGCGAAGAUUCCAGCACUUCUUAUGCCACAACAUACCUGUCAACUGAAGGAAGCACAACAGUUGACGGAACUUCCAGCACUUCAGAUAUUACAACGCCACCAUCAUCAACUGAAGAGAGCACAACAGUCGACGAAGCUUACAGCACUUCUGAUGCUACAACAUCCGUAUCAACUGAAGGAAGUACAAAAGCUGACGGAUCUUCUAGCACUUCGGAUGUUACAACACCAUCAUCAUCAACAGAAGAGAGCACAACAGUCGACGAAGCUUCCAGUACCUCUGAUGCUACAACAUCCGUAUCAACUGAUGGAAGUACAACAGCUGACGGAUCUUCUAGCACUUCGGAUGUUACAUCACCAUCAUUCUCAACAGAAGAGAGCACAACAGCCGACGAAGCUUCCAGCACUUCAGAUGCUACAACAUACCUAUCAACUGAAGGAAGCACAACAGCUGACGGAUCUUCUAGAUCUUCAGAUGUUACAACACCGUCAUCAUCAACAGAGGAGAGAACAACAUCC